Messenger RNA from Saitoella complicata NRRL Y-17804, 1656 nucleotides. RefSeq names its product glycoside hydrolase/deacetylase. Gene Ontology annotation, biological process: carbohydrate metabolic process. The record is from RefSeq and is a predicted model, not a curated record. NCBI's taxonomy places the organism in Eukaryota, Fungi, Ascomycota, Saitoellomycetes, Saitoellales, Saitoellaceae. Gene Ontology annotation, molecular function: hydrolase activity, acting on carbon-nitrogen (but not peptide) bonds; chitin binding. The coding region runs from base 1 to 1656 and encodes 551 amino acids. The transcript is spliced from 2 exons.
AUGCCCCGUCUGUCACUCUUCGCGGCUUUCGCCGCUGCCUCCGGCUUCGUCCUCUCCGCCAUCGCCCAUCCGGGUCAUCAGCAUCAUGCUCGUGGUUGGAUAUCUCGCCAUCAAGCUCUCGGUAAACGCGCAACUAUCACUCCUGACCAAACCUGUGGAGCCACCAAUGGUUACUUCUGUGCGGCCGGCGAAUGGUGCUCGGCGUCCGGAUGGUGCGGUACUGGUACGGCUUAUCAGGACAACUGCCAGGCAGCCUACGGGGGGUCUGGCACGACUUGUCCUUCCACGGUCGCUUACGGGUCACCCUCUCCUGACAACACGUGCGGAGGGACAAAUGGCUACGUCUGCGGGGCCGGGUUGUACUGUUCUCAGUCUGGCUACUGCGGUAAUACUAGCGAUUACAUCACCAAUUGUCAAGCUGCCUUUUGUGGUACGGGCACGUCGUGCGCAACAUCCACCUCAUCCGCUGCUUCGUCCGGCGUCUCGACUGACGGUACUUGCGGUGGUACGCAGGGCCUCAAAUGCCCAGAUAGUCAAUGUUGUUCUGAUGCUGGAUAUUGCGGAACCGGUGAGGCGUGGUGCGAUUCGUCCAACUGUCAGCCUGCUUAUGGGUACUGCGAUCCCGUUUACGUUCCUGCUGGCUCGAACACUUCGACCGUUGCGAGGCCUCAGUUGGGAAGUGUCCAGUAUGGGGGAGCUGGUAUCUAUGAUUGUGUCAGCGAGACUCAGGUCGCGCUUACCUUUGACGAUGGUCCCUACCUGUACACCACUAAUAUCCUUGAGCUGCUCAAGAAUCACAGUGCUGUCGCUACGUUCUUCAUUACUGGUAACAACCUCGGGAAGGGUCCCAUCGACAACACCAGUCUUCCAUGGGCCUCCAUGAUCCAAGAGGCGUACGCCAAUGGAAACCAAAUUGCCAGUCAUACCUGGACUCACCCAGACCUCUCUACCCUUUCCGUCGCUGAGCAAAAGUACGAAAUGGAACUCAACGAGAUGGCGUUGCGCAAUAUCCUUGGGUUCUUUCCCACUUAUAUGCGCCCGCCGUACUCUUCUUGCACGGCUGAGUCUGGUUGUGAAGAUACCAUGAACGGGAUGGGAUACCACGUUAUCUACUUCGACGUCGAUUCGGAUGACUAUAAUCAGGAUGCUCCCAACCUCAUUCAGAACUCGAAGAACUGGGUCAAGGGCAACCUAACCGACGCGAAUUCUGACAACCGCCUCGUCAUCAUGCACGACAUUCAUUACCAGACUUCGUACAACUUGACAACGUACGUCUUGGAGCUUUGCAAGACGAUGGGGUUGGAGUUCAUUACUGUUGGGGAGUGUCUUGGAGAUCCGGAGGCGAACUGGUAUCGCUCGUCUUCGCCCGCUUCUGCCACUCCCAGCGCUUCGACUGUCAAAACUGCAACUGCGACGUCCAAGACGACCACCACCACGCCUAAAGCAACUGCUACCACGUCCAAGACGACGACUACUACUGUCAAGACGACCACUACUGCCAAAGCAGCUACGACAUCGCCUAAGCAGAUUACCACAACAUCGAAGAAGGCUACCACUACGGCGAAGAAGACUACUGUCACUGGGCGUAAUGGGGCUCCCUCGAAUGGGAAGAAUGGUGGAUACAAUGGCGUCAAUGGCGGCGGACACGGUCGUUAA